AUGGAGAAGAGUAAAUGGAAAAACCAAACAACUAUCACAGAAUUCAUUCUUCUGGGAUUGGGGAAUCUUCAAGAGUGGCAAAUUCUUCCUCUCUUCCUUUUAUUUCUUCUUGUGUACAUUUUGAUUGUGGUGGGAAACAUUACUAUAGUUUGCUUAAUUGCAAUGGACAGAAAUCUUCAGAGCCCUAUGUACUUCUUCUUGGGGAACUUAUCCUGCCUGGAAAUCUGCUACAGCUCAACUAUUUUGCCUAGGAUGCUGGUCAGUGUCUUCAGUAGAGACAAUAGAGUGUCGUUCAACAGCUGCCUCAUGCAAUUGUAUUGCUUUUGCUCCUUGGCAACAGGAGAAUGUUAUCUAUUGGCUGUGAUGGCUUAUGAUCGAUACCUAGCUAUAUGCAAACCACUGCAUUAUGCAAAAGUUAUGAAUGCCAAAACUACCAUCCAGCUGGCAGCAAGCUCUUGGUUAUGUCCCAUUAUCAUUGUUAUUGUGAUCAUAGUAUUACUGUCAGGACUGACCUUUUGUGGUCCCAAUGAAAUUGAUCACUUUUUCUGUGACUUGGAUCCUGUGAUUCAUCUUUCCUGUACAGACAUCAGGUGGGUCUCACUGACGAUCUUCAUUAUGGCUUUUAUAGAUACUUUCCCUCCACUUCUAUUCACCCUGACAUCUUACAUAUUUAUUGUCUCUGCCAUCUUGAGGAUCCCAUCCAAAAAAGGCAGGCAAAAAGCAUUUUCCACCUGCUCCUCUCAUCUUACUGUAGUGACCAUUUUUUAUGGGACCCUAAUUAUGGUGUACGUUUUACCCAAAACUGACACCUUGAGAAAACUAAACAAAAUAUUCUCUGUGUUUUACACGGUCCUGACACCACUAGCCAAUCCCAUCAUAUACAGCUUGAGAAACAAAGAGGUGAGAGUGUCUUUGAAAAAAGCCUUUAGUAAAGCAAGUAGAAUUAUGCGAGGCUAG
Molecule: messenger RNA, 957 nt
Organism: Pogona vitticeps (central bearded dragon)
Lineage: Eukaryota; Metazoa; Chordata; Lepidosauria; Squamata; Agamidae
Product: olfactory receptor 8U9-like
Biological process (GO): G protein-coupled receptor signaling pathway
Cellular component (GO): membrane
Molecular function (GO): G protein-coupled receptor activity; olfactory receptor activity
Source: RefSeq, a predicted model, not a curated record